UUGACAGGGAGCGGAGCCUCAGGUGAGUCAGUUACAGUCAGGUAUCAGAUCAGGACAAACAGAUUCUGACUCCAUUUAGCAGCAGAACAGAACAAAGAGAAGACUCUGGAUCAGGAGAUAAAAUGGAGGAGCCUCUGGGAGAGAAGCAGCAGAAUUUAGAGAAAACACUUCUCAAUGUUCGUGAAGAGUUUGUGAGGAGGGUUACUGAGCCAGUCCUGAAACAGCUCCUUGACUCCCUUGAAGCUGAUGGUGUCUUAAAUAAUUUGGAGAAAGAGGAGAUACUUGAAAAGAACCAAACCAGAGCAGACAAGGCCCGCUCCACCAUAGAUGCUGUGAGGAACAAAGGAAACAACUCCUGCAAAAUGAUGAUCCAACAUCUUCAGCUAAAAGAUCCUAAACUGUCCAAGGAGCUGGGUUUGCCCUUUUCCUUAUCUGCUCAGCCAGGUGUUUUUGGUCAGUGUCAACGAGACCUUAAAGAGUUUCUGAAGAAGAAGUUCCAAUAUCUGAAUGAAAGCAUUCCUAAAGCUGGAAAAAAAACCUUUCUGGAUCAGAUCUACACAGAGCUCUACAUCACAGAGGGAAGAAGUACAGAGGUCAAUGAUGAACAUGAGAUCAGACAGAUUGAAACAGCAUCCAAGAAAACCAGUGAACCAGGAACAACAAUUAGACGAGAAAACAUCUUUGAACUCCCACCUGAAAGAAAAGAUCCAAUCAGAACAGUGAUGACAAUGGGCGUGGCUGGCAUUGGGAAAACAGUCUUAACACAGAAGUUCAUUCUGGACUGGGCUGAAGACAAAACCAACCAGGACAUCCAGUUCAUAUUUCCAUUUACCUUCAGACAGCUCAAUGCACUGAAAAAAGAGUUCAGCUUGGUGGAACUUGUUCAUCACUUCUUCACUGAGACCAAAGAAAUCUGCAGCUUUGAACAGUUCAAAGUUGUCUUCAUCCUUGAUGGUCUGGAUGAGAGUCGACUUCCUCUGGACUUCUACAACAAUAUGACUGUGAGAGAUGUCACAGAGCCCACCUCAGUAGAUGUUCUGCUGACAAACCUUAUCAGUGGUGAUCUGCUUCCCUCUGCUCUCCUGUGGAUAACCACGAGACCUGCAGCAGCCGGUAAGAUCCCAAAGCAGUUCAUUGACCUGGAGACAGAGAUCAGAGGGUUCACUGACCCACAGAAGGAGGAGUACUUCAGGAGGAGAUUUGAUAAAGAUGAGGAAAAGGCCAGCAGGAUCAUCUCCCACAUCAAGACAUCACGAAGCCUCUUCAUCAUGUGCCACAUCCCAGUCUUCUGCUGGAUCACUGCUAAUGUUCUGGAGUAUGAGUUAAAGAUCAGAGACCAAGGAGAGCUGCCAAAGACCCUGACUGAGAUGUACAUCCGCUUCCUGGAGACUCAGGUCAAACUUAAAAAGAUCAAGUAUGAAGGAGGACCUGAGCUAAAAACACUCUGGAUUCCAGAGAACAUAGAAAAGGUUCUGCCUCUUGGAAAACUGGCUUUUGAGCAGCUUCUGAAAGGAAACCUGAUCUUCUAUAAAUCAGACCUGAAAGAGUGUGGCAUUGAUGUCAAAGAUGCUCUGCUGUAUUUAGGGUUCUUCACUGAGAUAUUUACUGAGGAGAAAGGGAUGGACGGUGACUCGGUCUAUUCCUUCGUUCAUCUGAGCAUUCAGGAGUUUCUGGCUGCAGUCUACAUGUUCCACUGCUUCACCAGCAGGAACACAGAAGUGAUGAAGAACUUCCUGGGAAAAGGAAAGAAUUAUUCAUCUCUGCAUGAGUUCCUGAAAAGAAUCAUGGACAAAUCCCUCAAAAGUAAAAAUGGCCACCUGGACCUGUUUGCUCGCUUCCUUCAUGGCCUCUCUGUGGAGUCCAACCAGAGACUCUUAGGAGACCUGCUGGGUCAGACAGAGAACAGUCCAGGAACCAUCCAGAGAGUCAUCAACAACCUGAAGAAGAUGAACACUGAUAAAAUCUCUCCUGACAGAAGCAUCAACAUCUUCCACUGUCUGAUGGAGAUGAAGGACCUCUCAGUUUAUCAGGAGAUCCAACAGUUCCUGAAAUCAGAGAACAGAUCAGAGAAAAUCUCUUUGUUCCAGUGUUCAGCUCUGGCCUACAUGCUGCAGAUGUCAGAGGAGGUUCUGGAUGAAUUGGACCUGGAGAAGUACAACACAUCAGAAGCAGGACGCCGGAGACUGGUUCCAGCUGUGAGGAACAGCAGAAAGGCUCGACUAGUUCGUUGUAGGCUCUACCAGACUGACUGUGAAGUUGUGGCCUCAGCUCUGAAGUCCAACCCCUCCCUUACUGACCUGGAAAUAGAUCAGAUCUAUGGAGGAGGGAGAACCUUUGGAGACUCUGAGAUGAAGCGUCUCUGUGAGAUCCUGGAGACUCCAUUCUGUAAAGUAAAGAAGCUGACAUUGGAGGAAUGCAGUUUGUCAGAGAUCAGCUGUGAUCAUCUGGGUUCUGCUCUGAAGUCCAACCCGUCCCAUCUGACAGAACUGGACCUGAGCUACAACAACCUGAAAGAUUGUGGAGUGAAGGAGCUCUGUGGUUUCCUCCAGACUCCCCUCUGCACACUACAGAAAUUGAUAUUGAUGAGCUGCAGUUUGUCAAAGAUCAGCUGUGAUUAUCUGGUAUCGGCGCUAAAGUCCAACCCGUCCCAUCUGACAGAACUGGACCUGAGAGGAAACAACCUGAAGGAGUCAGAUGUUCAGCAGCUGGAGGAUCUUGUAAAGAGUCCAGACUACAAACUGAAAACUCUGGUGUGGAGGAGAUGAUCUUAGUAGAGGAGAGAAGCUUAGCUGUCCUGAUGAUCCAGAGGUUGAAGCUGCAGCAGUUUGACUUUAAAGAGACUCUGACUGGAUCCUGAUGAUGAACUCUGACCUUAGAGAUGUUGAUCCU
Messenger RNA from Fundulus heteroclitus (mummichog), 2889 nucleotides. Its product is annotated as protein NLRC3-like. The record is from RefSeq and is a predicted model, not a curated record. Gene Ontology annotation, molecular function: protein binding. The transcript has 8 exons. Bases 123 to 2765 code for a protein of 880 amino acids. NCBI's taxonomy places the organism in Eukaryota, Metazoa, Chordata, Actinopteri, Cyprinodontiformes, Fundulidae. Gene Ontology annotation, biological process: regulation of apoptotic process.